AGCCUAACACGUUUUUCACUUGGGCAGACAGACAGCGAAGCUCUUCUGCAAGCUUGUGCACACCGACUUCCAAGAUAUGAUUUCCGACUGGUGACUAAUGGCGACUCUGUACUUUUCCGGCCCAAAGCCGACUUCUCUCUGGGUGCACUAUGACGCACGGCCUGCUUAUCCGGAGCCUUGGUAGGGAUUCGGAAAUGGAUAGCUCGAAUGGAAAAGGGUGAAGUACUCUGUGACGAAGAAAUAUGACUCCCUCAAGUGCUUGCAGGGUGCUGGCAUCAGAUUGGGAGCACGGACAAGGUAUAUAACCCCAUCGCCAGGGCAAUCUCACAUGCAGAAAGCAUCGGAAUUUGCGCGUCCCAGUUCCUUUACAAUUGAAACCCUACAAUGCAUGGCCAUUGCGCGUCACGGAGCAUGUCCUCGAAAUCAAGCCUCAGCGAGGCGAUGGCGGCUGUUGGCCAACAAGAUGAUAAUAUCCAAGCCGAUCGGGAUCAGGAACGUGCAUCCAUUACAGUAGACCCGAGCUCCAUGAUGGAGCAACCGCAGGAAGAGAAAAAUCGAGACGGAGCUGACGAUCAACCGGAUGACCGAUGCAAGCGACGGUUCCGAAAGCCUCGAACCGUCUUACGCUCAUUGACUUGGCUUGUAAAAGACCAGUGGUUUCUCCUAGUAUUCGGACUCCUUAUCCUCAUCUCCUCCCAGGUGCAAGUUCCAAAGUCACAACAGGGCAUUAAACGACGAGUCAUCACCUACCUCGCGGUGUCGGUGAUCUUUUUCGUCAACGGCUGCACACUUUCGACGCGGGUCUUGAUGGAUAACUACCUUCGAUGGCGCGUACAUAUUUUUGUACAACUCCAGUGCUUUCUUCUAACUUCGGUGGUGACGUUCGCCGUCGUCAGUUUGUGCGCCACGAACCCACACUUUAUGGAUCCAUGGCUCCUCAUCGGCCUCCUUUUCGUCGGAUCCGCUCCCACAACGAUGUCUUCGAAUGUGGUCAUGACCCGCCAAGCUCACGGCAAUACGGCCCUAACCAUGGUUCAGUCCAUUAUUGGGCAGUUUCUGUGUCCUUUUCUCACCCCUAUCCUUCUACAAAUGUAUCUCUCCAGUGGAGCCUGGUACGCAAAAGUCCUGGUCCAAGGGGAUAAUUAUGGCGAGAUCUAUCGUCGCGUCUUCCAACAGCUCGGUCUCUCGCUCUUUAUCCCCUUGUUUGCUGGCCAAGUCGUACGAAAUCUGUUCCCGAAGCCCACCCAGACGGUCUUUGUGCAAUGGAAACUCGCGAAACUCUCUUCCAUUGCGCUCUUGACUUUGAUCUGGCAGACGUUUGACCAGGCAUUCGGCUCGGGUGCUUUUGAGGAGGUCCGGGCGAGCAAUGUCGUCUUUCUGGUCUUCAUGUCCAUAACGCUCUAUUUCCUCUGGUUGGGCCUCUGUUUUGCUGCGUCGAUUAUCUGGUUGCCGAAAAAGGAUGUCAUUGCUUGUUGCUAUUGUUGCCCUGCAAAAGCUCUGGCGCUGGUCGUCCCGCUCAGCUCGGUCAUGUAUGUCAACGUUAGUACCAUCGAGCAAAGUAAGCUACAGAUACCGAUCAUCAUAUUCCAAGGUUUCCAGGUUGCAGUAGGCAGCGUUCUUACAAUGGCAUUUCGGAAAUGGGUUCGGCCCGACGAGAAAAAAGAGUGCGCGGAAAAGGCUUCUGGAGUUGACACAUCCAAGGCUUGACGAGUUGGAGUUUGGAUCAAAAGGGGGCAGAGCAUGCUUUAGCAUUUAUGGUGAUGAAGCCAGGGCGAACUUUAUGACGCUGACGCGCUUAGGUACCAAGAUAAAUUCCUCCAUCACCGUUCCCUCUCUACUCAAGAUAGGUGCUUUUGCCGAGGGGACGAAAAAGGAAUGGGCCGACCGUGUCUUAAUAACCAGAUAUACAAGAAUGAAGAAUAGUGCCGAUAGUAGAAUGAUGAAAUGCUCGUCGCCUCUACGGCCUGUUAUGUGCAACAGCAGCCGUUCGGGAC
Westerdykella ornata is the source of this 1994-nucleotide messenger RNA. RefSeq lists its product as uncharacterized. The coding region runs from base 412 to 1707 and encodes 431 amino acids. The transcript has a single exon. Lineage: Eukaryota; Fungi; Ascomycota; Dothideomycetes; Pleosporales; Sporormiaceae. The record is from RefSeq and is a predicted model, not a curated record. Gene Ontology annotation, cellular component: plasma membrane.